AUGUUACGUUCCUUCAAAAGAGCCGAUUUUGUUUUCAUACGAGAAUUCCUGGCCAACAGGCUUGGCUCCAACAAUAUUGAUACUGACCCGAACAAUCUGAAUGAGUUGCUCGAGAGUCUGAUUCUCGAAGCGGACGACCUGUUUAUUCCUAGAGUUCAAGCUGUAUCUGACCAAAGGCCUCCACCGCCCCGCUCCAAUCGACACCUAAUGGACGAGCGGGCUCGUUCAUUUGCUAGACUAAAAUGUACUGGGCUCGACGUCGAUGCUGUCGAGUUCAAGUGA
Molecule: messenger RNA, 282 nt
Organism: Echinostoma caproni
Lineage: Eukaryota; Metazoa; Platyhelminthes; Trematoda; Plagiorchiida; Echinostomatidae
Source: the annotation of a GenBank genome assembly